UUUUUUGACAGUACUCCAUAACCUUAUAAUUCUGUGACCUAGUUGACUAUUCAUUAAAUAAAAAUCAAACUUGCCACUCUUACAAGCCCGUAUUAAUGAUGUAAAAUCUAAUAAAUUAUUAUUUAAUUUAGAAAUUAAUCCUUAGUAUUUCAACGUUCAAUAAUGGAUCAUAAUCAGGGUGAGAAGUUUUUGGAGGGGAAAGAUGAGUUUCUCGAUGAAAAUAGUAUCAAAAUAGAAACAAUAAAAGAAGAGAUGAAGGAAGAUUUCGUGGUAAAAUGUGAAUAUUGUAAGGAGUCUAUAAGUGGAACAAUCUGCAUUCAUAAUAUGAAAUUUGCAGGUUCUGAUGGGGACGUAAACUCUGAAAUAACGGAUAAUCAGUUUAUUACAGCCCAAGAACUGGAAGAUUCGAAAGUCAACUGUAGUGAUUUAAAAUUCAAACUAAACCAGGAAAGUUUCCUUGAUAAUAAACAGUUUUUGUCAGUUAACAGGGACUUUGUCGAGGGUGAAACAGAGCAAGAUUUUGGGACUGAAGAAAGACUACAUACAGAAGAAAAACCCAUUCAGUGUAACUUUUGCUCCAGAUCAUUCACUCACUUUAGGUUCUUGAAGAACCACGAAAGAAAUCAUAAGACAGAAGCAUCACAUAAUUCUACAAUUGAUUUAGAAAAGAAAAGUUAUGAAUGUGAAACCUGUUUAAAAACAUUUUCUGAUAGUUCUGCUUUGGAAGUGCACUCCAUAAUUCACACAGAUCAGAAAUCCUAUAAGUGCGAAAUCUGUUCGAAAUUGUUUUGUGAUAGGUCUGCCUUGGAUGUUCAUUUGAGGAUUCACUCGAGGAAAAAAACUAAUAGAUGUGAAAUAUGUUUUAAAACAUUUUGCGAUAGUUAUAGCCUAGCAAGGCACUUCAAAAUUCACACAGGAGAAAAACCUCAUAAAUGUGAAGUUUGUCCAAAACUUUUUUCUGAUGUUUCCAACUUACAGAGGCAUUUGAAAAUUCACGCAAGAGAUCCAUCAUAUCCAUCAUACAAAUGCAAAAUUUGUUCAAAAGUGUUUCUUGACGGUUCCGACUUGCAGAGGCAUUUAAAAAUUCAUGCAAGAGAUACAUCAUACAAAUGCGAAAUCUGUUCAAAAGUGUUUCUUGAUGUUUCCGACUUGAACACGCAUUUAAAAAUUCAUGCCAAAGAUACAUCAUAUAAAUGCAAAAUCUGUUCAGAAUCAUUUUCUGAUAGUUAUGGCUUAGCAAGGCAUUUCAAAACUCACACAGUGGAAAAAUUUCGUGAAUGUGAAAUCUGUUCAAAACUUUUUUCUGAUGUUUCCAACUUCAAGAGGCAUUUGAGAAUUCACGCAGGAGAUAAACGAUACAAAUGCAAAAUCUGUUCAAAAUCUUUUUCCGAUAGAUCUUCCUUCAUUGUGCAUUCAAGAACUCACACAGGUGAAAAACCAUUUGAAUGUAAAGUCUGUUCACAAUCCUUUUCCCGUAAAGAUGUUUUGACAAGGCACUCCAAAAUUCACACAAGAUUAAAAUCAUAGAAAUUGGAAUAUAAUUGAAAUCUUCAUGAGAUAAGUUACAUAUACCUUGAUAGGUAGAAUUGGACUUGUACGGAUAGAGUGAAAAUAAUACUUCACAAUAUACACAACACCAACAUUUAACAGCUGGUACGACAGAUAGCGAAGUAUAAACUGGAUCAGAAAAUGACACUCCAGUAGAACAUAAUUGGACUUUGUUGAAUUUCACUUUCAUUUAUUUACAUUGUGGAUGUAAGAACAAUUUUAUUGAAAAUUAAUGAAAUGUUGAAAUUUUUUUAAAAUAAUUUCAAUGAUUUUAACAUUUUAUUCAUUUUUAUUAUAUUUAUUCUUUCAGAGAUUUCGAAUCUUUAAACACCAUUUUAGACCUGUAACAUUGUCAACCACUUAAAAACAAUUAUUGUGAAUUUGUUGUCAUUGUACGUAUCAUUAUUUUUUACUUUGGUAUUUAAUAAAUGAUUUGUGAAUUUUGGUUGAA
Leptinotarsa decemlineata (Colorado potato beetle) is the source of this 1999-nucleotide messenger RNA. RefSeq lists its product as uncharacterized. The record is from RefSeq and is a predicted model, not a curated record. Lineage: Eukaryota; Metazoa; Arthropoda; Insecta; Coleoptera; Chrysomelidae. Gene Ontology annotation, biological process: regulation of transcription by RNA polymerase II. Gene Ontology annotation, cellular component: nucleus. Gene Ontology annotation, molecular function: DNA-binding transcription activator activity, RNA polymerase II-specific; RNA polymerase II cis-regulatory region sequence-specific DNA binding.